This is a messenger RNA of Fusarium odoratissimum NRRL 54006, 2024 nucleotides long. RefSeq lists its product as uncharacterized. Lineage: Eukaryota; Fungi; Ascomycota; Sordariomycetes; Hypocreales; Nectriaceae. The record is from RefSeq and is a predicted model, not a curated record. The transcript is spliced from 3 exons. The coding region runs from base 528 to 1670 and encodes 380 amino acids.
GAGAAUUUUAUGCUACGACAAUGUCCCCUCCCUGUUUCGCUCCGAGCCGGAUAGACGCUUGCUGGUGGAGAAUUACAAUGGGGGAGGUUUCAUGGCGACGAAACACUCGUUGAACGGGCUGUUAAUUAAUUCAAUGCUUCCAAGUGUAACAGGUGAAAGUGAAAAACUGGAUUGAUAAUCAGCUUCAGGUGUUAGAGACGGCAGUAUAUUCCGUCAAACACUAUCGCGAUCCAUAGACGAUGACUCCUUUCUACUAUUGAGUCACCGGCGAAUGCAGCCAUCGACUAAACGCGCUCAAUACUUGCCGAAUCUGUUUAGUCCAUGGAAUGAAAAUAUUCACCUCUUCUCAAGAAAACAAACGCUUUAGUUGAUCCUGGUUAUAAGUAGUCAAUAUGAAGCCAAUUAAUUGUUCGAACCACUGCGAUAUCUUCAGUGUCCUAGAACACCACUAACACAUAAUCACCCAUAACUCACCACCUGUGGCUGUUUCGCUUCAUUACACAUCCAUUCACCCACUUCGAAUCACCAUGUCUUUACACGAACAACACAGCAUUCCCACAGAUACCGAGCAGGAAAUUAGGUCCAAAGUAGAGCAAGUCCUCAAAGGAACCACUUUUGCUGUGUCAAGCCUACGAAAGCUCAGUGGUGGUACUGCCAACUUCAUGUACCAUGCUACUCUCGAGAAGCCAUCGACUCAAGACAAAUAUCAAAAUGGCGUCGUGAUCAAGCAGGGCGAGGGCUACGUUGCACUUCACCCUGCAUUCAAGAUUGCAACUUCUCGAUGUGCUAUCGAGUAUGAGUCUCUUGUUCACCUUGCUGAACUCCCGCCAAAAGAAACGCCAUCAUGCAGAAUAUCAACUCCAGAGGCAUAUUACUUCAACCAGGAUAGCAAUACUCAAGUCCAAGAAUAUCUCUCAGAAGCUCUCAGUCUGAAAGACUAUGCCCUCAAAUACUACGCUGCCCCCACACCCCCAACUCUUAAAGAGCAAUGCGAACAGCUCGGCCAUGGUCUUGGAUCUUGGCUUCGUGCGUUCCACAGCUGGAGCCAAGAACCUAAGCAAGCAGCCCUGCGAGAGACGUUUGCGGGGAACAAGGAGAUGCAGGGUCUCAAGAACAUGAUCAAUUACCAACAGCUGCUGCAGGUGGUGGAUCGACACCCCGAGAUUCUUGGCGAUGCAAGGGACGUUUUGCAGGGUGUCAGUGAUCUGGCUGCCGGGGAACUUGCAGAUGAAUCAGCAUUGUAUCCCAUUCAUGGUGACUUCUGGACUGGAAAUAUCUUACUCCCUGACACUCCUCUGGUAAAAGGCACUCACACUCCCAUUCGUAUUGUUGACUGGGAGAUGGUUCAGAUUGGUGUUCGGCCUCUAGAUCUCGGCCAGGUCAUUGCUGAGCUUUGGCAACUCAAGCUAUAUAAGGACAUUGCUGCAGGGGAGUGGCUCAUUCGCGCAUUUGCUGAUGCCUACGGUGCUGUGAGUGAUGACUUUGCUUACCGCACAGUUAUCCAUGUUGGUGUUCACUUGAUCUGCUUUGGAUCUCAGACGCCAGGAUGGGGCGAUGCUGAGCAACAGAAGGACGUGGUCAGAAUAGGCAAGGAGAUCAUAGUCAGAGCCUGGGGUAGAGAUCGUGGCUACUUUGUCGGACAUGUUCUUGAUAGCCUGUUCAGAAACUAGAGGUCCUUCUACAAAUACGUGUAAGGAACCAGAGAAUCAUCAGGCGUAUGCAUAUAAAGGCUCGCUUCAUUGGUUGCUACACGUUUGCAGAAUGUGACGCCCCUUCAACGGGCAAGACUCCGCGGCAACUGGGGCCGUAACGGGGCUCAGCUGCAGCUGUCUGCGUAUAUAUUUGAAGUAUGCCUAAUGAGAGUAUACGGAUAAAGGACGCUUGAUUAUCUGAUAUAAGAACCGAGCGAUUGGAGAAAACACCACGUACACAUCAAGGUCAGCGACAGUGCAUGUCUUGCAAGAAGCAAUGACUUGAAGGCCAAUUUUUAGAAGUCUGCUAGUAUUUUCUUCGCACUUACUCAG